AACAAGUAACAUUGAAUGAUACAAAUUGAGUAAGAGAACAAUCUAUUUUGAUAUAAUUAUGGAGACGACUAGACCUGAUAGUCAAAAAACUGAGGAACCGGCUUCUGCAAGAGUUUCUUCCUCAAGUUCUAAUCAACUAUUUAUAGCAGACAGUUUGGACUUGCCUGACGACACAUUUCGUAUGAGUCUGGAUAGUUAUUCAGUUAUCGGCGAAAAUGUAACUAUAGGAGACAGGAACUCUUCCAUAGAUAUAAAGCCAGCUGGUUUGGCUAAAACUUCUGCUGCAACGCCGGCCGUUGAAACCCCUGAAACUCCAAUUGUUGAGCCGUUUACUCCGCCUCCUGAUACUCUGAUAACUGAUCCUUGCACGCCACCCCCAGAACCGUCCCCGGUUAUUGUAGAAACACCGAAGAUAAACGAGCAAGAUAAAAUAAAAAGAACGCAGAAUUUGUUGAAGUUGUCACUCAUUAAAAACAUCGAUGAUGUUUUCGUUAAGCCGUCUCCAGUUAUGGAGGUCAUGUCGCCGGCAAGAAUGCUACAGUUCGAGGUGGACGCGUGCGCGACGCCGACUAUGAAAAGAGCUGCAAUCAAUUUCGAUUUCUUUAAACAGAACAAUUUUGAUGAAUACUUUGACGACGAUCCUAAAGAAGAAAUGGAAGAGAAGGAAACAAUUGAGGUUUCUAAAGAUCCUAAUCCAAAUGAGAAGCCGUUUGAAGAGGCUGCCGUUAUCGUGAAGGCCAAGGACAUUGUACGACAUGAAAUUGGUUAUGUCAAUCUAAACGGCCAAUCAAAAGUGGACAUAUCACAUUUCGACCUGCUCAAAGUUCUCGGUACAGGAGCGUACGGCAAAGUGUUUCUAGUGAAAAAGAGAUGCGGCGUCGACGAGGGAAAGCUAUACGCGAUGAAGGUGCUCAAAAAGGCUUCCAUAGUGCAGAAACUAAAAACGGCAGAACACACCAGGACGGAGAGACAGGUCCUGGAAGCGGUGAGAGAGUGCCCGUUCCUGGUCACGCUACAUUACGCCUUCCAGACAGACUCCAAACUACACCUCAUACUUGAUUACGUUGCUGGCGGGGAGCUGUUCACACACCUGUACCAAAGGGAGCAUUUCUACGAGAAUGAAGUCCGGAUAUACAUCGCCGAGAUCAUACUUGCGCUCGAGCAGUUACAUAAGCUCGGCAUCAUCUACCGCGACAUCAAACUGGAGAACAUCCUUCUGGACGCUGAAGGUCACAUAGUGUUGACUGACUUCGGCCUCUCCAAGGAGUUCUGCGGCGGAGAGAGCAGAGCCUACAGCUUCUGCGGGACCAUCGAGUAUAUGGCGCCUGAGGUGGUCAGAAGUGGCAGUCAGGGGCAUGAUAUCGUGAGUACCUUUAUAUAUUAACUUAAGGGAGGUUAUGGCCGGUAAACUGGGGAAUAUUCUCCUGGAAGAAGGCUACAUAGUGUUGACUGACUUCGGCCUCUCCAAGGAGUUCUGCGGCGGAGAGAGCAGAGCCUACAGCUUCUGCGGGACCAUCGAGUAUAUGGCGCCUGAGGUGGUCAGAAGUGGCAGUCAGGGGCAUGAUAUCGUGAGUACUUUUAUAUAUUAACUUAAGGGAGGUUAUGGCCGGUAAACUGGGGAAUAUUCUCCUGGAAGAAGGCUACAUAGUGUUGACUGACUUCGGCCUCUCCAAAGAGUUCUGCGGCGGAGAGAGCAGAGCCUACAGCUUCUGCGGGACCAUCGAGUAUAUGGCGCCUGAGGUAGUCAGAAGCGGCAGUCAGGGGCAUGGUAUCGCGGUGGACUGGUGGUCGGUCGGCGUUCUCACCUACGAGCUCCUAACGGGGGCAUCACCGUUCACCGUGGAAGGCGAGAAAAACACGCAACAAGAAAUCACCAAACGCAUAGUGCGGUGUAGCUACCCCGUGCCCACGGAAGUCAGUCCAGAAGUCCAGGACUUUAUUAAAAAGUGAGUCUUGAUAUAA
Molecule: messenger RNA, 1962 nt
Organism: Cydia amplana
Lineage: Eukaryota; Metazoa; Arthropoda; Insecta; Lepidoptera; Tortricidae
Product: ribosomal protein S6 kinase alpha-1-like
Exons: 7
Coding region: 59-1384 (441 amino acids)
Biological process (GO): regulation of DNA-templated transcription; peptidyl-serine phosphorylation
Molecular function (GO): protein serine/threonine kinase activity; ATP binding
Source: RefSeq, a predicted model, not a curated record